UCGAAGUACCGUUACAGUUUGCUUUGCGUUCUGGUACCGUACGUUUAGCUUCACGUUAAACAGUAGAUCAAACUACAUGUAUGUGGCAGUGCAUUGGUGAUAUGUAAAAAAACACUGUGGAAAUAUUUCAGUGGUUUUCCUUAAAUUUUGGUAUCAGUUUGGAUAUAGACAUCCAUUUAUAAGCUCUCACCAAUGGCCAAUAUACAACUACUAUCACUAGUCAUUCUUAGUCUCAUAAAUGCAUCUAUUCAAGAUGUUACAGACAACAAAGUUCGUUCACAGGAAGAGAGCCCUCUGGCUGGAAUAGCUAAGGAAAUCAUGAAAGAACAAAAUCUGGAGAAUAUUGGAGGAAUGGUAAAUAGUUUCAUACAAUCUGAAGGAGCAAAACAGCUAAUGGGCAACGUUUUGCAGAAUUUAGCUUCCAAUGAAAACUCAGGGCAAUUACUGCAAAGUUUAGGCAGUAUUUUCAACAGCGAAAAUGAUGAUACGCAAGUUGAGAAACGAAGCUCCAAGAAAAAGUCGCAAGAUGACAUCAAUCCUUUGGAACUUUUAUCGGGAUUAGGUUCCAUAGUUGGUGCAAUGCAGGGAGCUGGCGGUGAUGGACAAGACAAUCCAGCUGCUCUUUUACAAGGACUGGGCUCUAUACUUGGAGGUGGCAAUAACGCUGGAGGAGGAAAUAAUGCCGCAGCUUUACUACAAGGACUAGGAUCUCUUAUGGGAAGCGUUUCUCAGAAUGGAAAAAAUGACGAUGGUAAUCCAGCUGGUGCCAUUUUACAAGGUCUUGGUUCCAUCUUAGCUGCUUCCAACGGACAAAAAGAAGGAGAAGGUAAUGCUGGUGCCCUUCUUCAAGGUAUUGGUUCUUUGUUUACAUCAGGAAAAGAAGGAAGUGGAAAUGGAUUGAAUCCGGAAAUGAUUGGAAAUUUGGUGAACAUGUUUGCAAAUUCUCAAGGCCAGCAGAGGAAAUCAAAAAAAUCGAAGCAUCCCAAGACAACUUCAGGAAAAAAUAAAAAACCAAGAAAGGAUGAAGCAUCAACACCACAACCAGAGAAGGAAGAGAAAAGCGAUAGUAUUCGUACUUUGGGCAAAAAGUUUCCAAUCGAUAAGCGAACGGGUGGUUUCGAUUUAAAUUUCGUUCUCGAAAAUUUUCCUCUGUUUGUUAAGUUGGCUAAAACUGCUGCUGGACCCAAACUCCAACAACUCCUUGAACCAAUAGACGAUCUCAUAUACGUAUACACAGCUCUAACAGAUACAGAGCGUGAUGUUAAAUUGGAAAAACUGAUCCCAAGGAUUGCAGGCAUUCUUGACGCCGCCCAGAAAUACCUUGACUUACAUGAUAAAAGGGGCAAAGAAGGUCUAAUCGAUAAAGAUAAUUCGUUCGAUCUGAGCAAUGUAAUAGGAAUGGCAAGUUCCUUUCUGAGUCAAGGAGGCUCCGAAGCAAAUGGCAGAAGUAGUUCCAGUUUCAUGGACUUUUUGCCAAUUAUUAUGAAUACCAUCAACUCAUUCACAGGUCCGGAAGCCGAAGAACGAGCAGAAGGUCAUUCGGGACAUUCUUGGGCCCUCCCGCCAGUAAUAGAAAGAAUUCACAUUUAUUUCGAUAACUUUAUUAAUUCAGAUAUGGGAAAAGAGUUGAUGAGUUACAUUGAAGGACAGCAAGCUUUUAAGGUUUUUAAAGAUGAAAAUGGCGUAUUCAGCUACGACCGGUUCAAGGAACUAAUUGAGAACCACUCUUUCCGUAGACAUUGGAUACAACGUAUCACGAAGAAAUUAGUGGACUUUUUAAAAAUUGUCUCAGAUGACAACGUCCAAAAAAAAUAUAUUAACAUGGGUAUUACCUUUACUAACUCGUUUUUGAAAAAUACUGGAUUCCCUAAAGACUCUCUACUGGAUAUUAAAAACCCAGUUCAAUCAAUUACAAAUUUUAUUAACUUUGCUGCAAAGAAAUACCUCGAUGCUGAGGUAAAUGCACGAGAGUAUGUGGAGCCUGCUGUAUUUUACACAAAGGAUAUACUGCAAAUGGCGAAAAAAUCAAUAGCCACUCAAGAAUUAACUGAUAAAUUAACCGACACCAUAAAUAUGGAAAUAAUUGAGCCUAUUACCAGGGUAAAUCGGGCUUAUCGAUAUUCGAAAUCUGAACCCAGUUGUGAUAAAUAUCUUUUCUGUAUCAUGAACGAGGAAACGUCCUCACCUUAUAAUUCAGGAAGUCUUCCGGAGCUUAGAGGCGCUCUUUAUAAAGGAUACAGUCUGGUAGCCGGUUGGUUCUUGCGACUUCAUACCGGCACAUCUUACUGGGACAUAUAUGACGCAGUGACGAAAGAUAAAAAUUGUCAGGAUUACUACAAUAAAGCAUGUGAUGGAUUCUACAAAGAAGAAGUUAAAGCAACGACUGAAUAUAUUCAUAAUGAACUCUAAAAUAUCAAUUGCAUUCCAUUGAAUUCAAGGCAGAAUUAUAUUCCAUAGAAAUGCAUUUGAACAUUCAACAAAUUUUAGGUAAAAUGCAACUUCAAAUGUAUUUGUUUCGAACAGACUUUAUGGUGUUAAAACAAAGAGAACAUUUUAAGUAUUUCAGCCAAUUGCACUCCAAAAGAUUUAUAACUAUUUGUGUAUUGUUACCAAAUUUUAUUUAUACAUUUACCUGCUAUUUACUGAAUUAAUUUGAUAAACAGUGUGAUGUAGAUUAUAGGUGAUUAGGUUUUUCAGAUAUAAUAUAUGUACAAGAAAAAUCGA
Molecule: messenger RNA, 2724 nt
Organism: Dendroctonus ponderosae (mountain pine beetle)
Lineage: Eukaryota; Metazoa; Arthropoda; Insecta; Coleoptera; Curculionidae
Exons: 15
Coding region: 193-2409 (738 amino acids)
Source: RefSeq, a predicted model, not a curated record